Molecule: messenger RNA, 7777 nt
Organism: Macrobrachium nipponense
Lineage: Eukaryota; Metazoa; Arthropoda; Malacostraca; Decapoda; Palaemonidae
Product: protein FAM114A2-like
Exons: 10
Coding region: 164-2584 (806 amino acids)
Source: RefSeq, a predicted model, not a curated record
GUGAAUGACGUGGAGAUAAGUCCUAGUCCAGUCUCUCAGCUGAUCGCUGUCAAAACCCAGUCUUCGAGACCCUUUUCGACGUCUGCAAAUGUCACCUACUACGUAAAAACAGACGGCACAUUAAUCACAUUAUCGCAAUUUCGAAUCGGAAAGAAACAGAAGAAUGUCAUCUGAAAGUGAUGAUGAUUUCCAGUCUGCCGAUGAAGGGUCAGAGCUAGAGGAUUUUCAAAGUCCUCAUCCCCAGCAACCUGCUUUACCCCAGCCAGUGAAGUCUGAAACAACAUAUUCAUCUGCUGAAGAUGAGGAUGAUGGGGAAGAUGAGGAAAUUCCACCACCCAUCAAAUCUGCAGAAAAAGAGUCAUCUUUGGAACCACAUGAUCUUAAGGAUAAGGAUAAGGAAAGUGGUACAUCGGAGGAUACAUCUUUAAUAGGAUCGCUGAGAAAUUUAAGUCUUCAAGUGAAUGAACAAUUGACUCUUGGAAAAAGUUCUUUAAAUACUGUAGAUGAUGAGAGAGAACAUGAGGAAUCAGAUAUGUCCGAUGAUGCAGAACCUCUGGAGUGCAGCUUUGAAACGUUUCCAACAGCUUUAACCAGUAAUAGCACAUAUCAAUCUGAAGACGUUGAAGGGAAAAUUACUGACACUCAUGUUGAAGAUGGUGGAGAUCAAGCAGAGGAUCAGAUGACUAAUGCAAAGAGAACUACUGAGCCAUUAAGUGCCUUAGAUACAUUUAAAGAAACAACAGAAAAUACAGAAGUGACAAAGGAUUUCAAGGAAAUUCAAAAUAAGAAAUGUUUGCAAGAACUUAAAAACGAACAAUCGGUGACAGUAAAGGAGUCAGUUCAUGUUGUAGAAAAAGUAGUAGAUGUGAAGUCUGAAGUUUCUGUGAGUGAAUCUAAAGAGCUUGUCAGAUCUGAAAGUCUGGAGGCAGUUUCAUCAGAGAAUGUUGACGAGAAAAAUAAAUCUGAUGAAUCACAGCCUGCAUCUCAAAAAUCUAAACCUAUUAGAGAGUCAAAAAUUGGCUUGAAAAAACCCAGAGAAAAGUUGGGAGAGCGACUAGGUGCCCGAAAGUUAGGUUCAAGAAUAGAAAAGAAGCCAAUGGAAGGUUUGGGCUGUGAAACUAUCAAGCAAGUAGACCCAUUUAGUGAUGGGAAGUCUGUCACUCAUUCAGGCCCUGAAGAGGUCAACGUCUCUUGUAAAAUUGAAAAGUCAGAGGAUAGUUUAUGGGAACAAGAAGGCAGGUGGCAGCAAGCACAAAAGCCUAGUGAUAGUCAGAAUCAGAAAGUGGAUGAAAGUAAAGAAAAUGGCAGUGAUUGGGGCAGCUCUUGGGGUAACUGGGGGACAACCCUGAUCAGUGCAGCUUCCACGUUAUCUCAGGAAGUUGGCCGGGGGGUUGGUACUCUUAUGGAUACUGUUGAAGGUAGUUUGGGAGUUCCAGACCCGGAGACACUGGCAAAAGAAGUAGCUGAACGAGAGAAAGAGUACAAGUCACAUGUGAAGGUACAAGAACAAACCAGAGACAAAAAUGAAAAUGAUUCAGUAGAUGAAACAAACAAAAGUAGAGAUAAAAACACUGAUGAGGGGAAUACCAGGACAGAUUUUGGCCUGGUUGGGUUUUCUUCCCUUGGGUCAUUAGUAUCGGGAGUCUCAGGUGUUUUUGAAACUGCCAGCAACAAGGUCUUGAUGGGAGGUUUGGAUACCUUGGAGGUGAUUGGACGUAAAGCAAUGGAUGUCAUUCAAGAAGGUGAUCCUGGAUUGAGAAAGAAAAGAGCCUUCCUUGCAAAUGCAAAACCUAAUUUAUCAGCGGCCUUACAGGAGGCCCGGCAUCGAGCAGCAGAAGAAGAAAAACACCAACAGGAAGGAGGCUAUGGAAAAGAUGGCAAGAUUUCACAACAUAAAGCUACUUUUGACCAAGCUUGGGAAACCACUGAAGGCUGUGUUCAUAUUGAAGCACUUUCUUUAGUAGCAAGACAGUGCGAAUCCAAAAUGUCAUCCAUGUUGCAGAGUAUGCCUCACUAUCUCACAGAAAGAAUCCAGUCUGCAAAUGCUGAUAUUAGGAAUGCAUGUGAACUAGAAGAGGAAUGUACGCUGGAAGAUGAUUUCAUUUCCCGUGUAGAAGAUAUCAUGCCCCUGACAGGUUUGCCAGUUCAGCCGCAAAAAAUUUGUAAUGCAUGGAGGUCUCUUGAGGAAACUGUGUCGUUAAUUAAGGAAGCUGAUGUUGUUGAUGGACCAACAGCUGAGCAAGAACUGUUUAUGGCUUUGGCAGCUCUUGUGGCGCAGCUUGCUGCUGUUCUCCAUAAAGGAGCUGAAUUGGCUCUUAUCACUCCAGGAGCAGAUCCUAUCAAUGUUGCAUCGCAGUUCAAAGAACUCAGCAGUGCCAUGUGUGGUGGGAUAGAAAAUACAGCAGAUAAUGUUUGUGGUAUAAUCACUACAGGAACCUCUGCUGCUGAUCCACAGAUCAAUAACACUAUUACCAACAUUUAUUUACAAUCAGCAAAUGGUAACAGCUAUAUACGACAGUGCAUGACACAUCUAACUUCAGUGUUGCAGUACUCCAACACAAAGCAAAUGGCAGCUGAUUUGUAGGAACUUAUGUUACUGGAAAGUUUUUUCUGAAAUUCUUUAAAUGUCCAUUUUCUGUAUUAAUGACUGUGAAUUGUUAUACUUAAAAGUAUUGUGGCCUCGUCACUGGGGAAAAAGGAUGAUAUUGAUGAAAGUAUUAUAUUUAAAGGAAGUGAGCUUUGAAUAUGAGGAAAAAAUGUGGAAUAUGUUGAACAUUUUAUUGUUUCAGAAAAAGUGAAGAGGAAAUUUAAAAUACUGAAGAUUUAUCAUGAUUAUUGCAUUAUAAUUUUGGACAAGAAGAAAUAACUGGCAUCCAUGUCACACAAACAUAAUAUAGUUUCAACUUCCUGGAGAGAGAAUUUUUAUUUAGAUCACAAGUUGAUGGCAAAUGGUGUGACAUACAUAAUUUUGAUACGAGGAAAGUGUCCAUGUGACGUUCAUACAUGUUGCUCUUGGUUGAAUGGAAUGUACACUACCUGCCCUCCUUUCCUUUGUCUUCAAGUUGUUAAAGUUAGGCAUAAGCUCUUGUCAGUAGGUAUUUUUUUAUUUACUUUUGAGUAGCACAAACCGAGUUAGUUUGCUUCUGAUAAUUUAACUGUUUCCUGCCAUAGUUUAAAAUUUAUUUGUUUAUGCAACAGGCCUAAAGGGAAAUCAUAAAAGAGGAUACAGAAAAACUCAAGAGGAGUAACUAAUAUGCACUAUACGUACAGGAUAUGGCAAUUACAUUAGUGUAUGUGCCCUGGCUGUAUCAUAUACAGCCUGUCAAAUGUAAAUAUCAAUAUCACACUUACCUCUUUUCUUCAGGUACAUCUACCUAUAGCAUUCAUUUCCAGUGCAAUUAUUAUUGUUGUAAGGCUACAAUACUGUAGCUCUUAGCAAAAAAAAAAACUCACUUUGCUGUUCUUGUUUACAUUUGUAUAUUGAGUAAUUUAGCCUUUUGUGGUUCUUAAUGUCAUCUUCCAUUUUUUAUCAGUUUAAAAGAUAUGAGCCAUUCUGUUGCCUCCUGGAUGACUUACAGGCAUAGCCAAUUCCAUGUCAAAUAUUAGCUGGUAAAAGUUGCAGUUGAGAAGACAUUCUGGUGAUUAUAUUAGGGUUUAGAGCCACUGCAUAAGCUCCCAUUUUGUCUUAUUUUAUGUCAGGUUCUGUGGCCUUUGUCAUUACUCUUGACCUUUUUUUGUAUAAAGUUGCUAUAAAUAUUUUCAUUAUGCCAAGAACAUCUGUGUGCCUCUGAAUAUUUUUUAGUCUUCAUACAAUCUGCCAUGUCUUUCCUAAGCCAACACAAAUGGCUGGAAGUAGGUUACAGUACCUGCCUUUUGCUCUACUAAUGUCUGUUGGCUUAGUUUUUUCCAUUUGGCUCUGUAGUGGUGAUUCAAAAGUUUCUUUUCUCAAGUCUAGGUCAUAAUGCUUGCUGAAACCAUCCUCAAUGUAGGUGCAGAGUUGACAGAAUGAACUGCCUUACAUACUUGUUAUGGUCUUAUCUUUAACAGAUAGUAUGCACUGUAAUAUGAUAAAUUCUAUCCUCUGGACUUCUGACAGUGUCUGUUUCCCACAUGCUAAACAUGCUCAUUCCAGACUGUUAAUUUUGGUGUAAUCUUGAGCUUGUUUAAUUAAUAAGUUUUAAGUCUAGAACUUGCUUUAGCUUCUUCAGCUUCCUGAACUUUAACAGCUUUUUGCUUUUCCCAAACCAGUGGAGAAUGUUUUAACUGUUGUUGAAUGUUAGAAGUGAUUUAGCCAUGAAGAUGGGGAUAAGAUAACUGUUAUAUAGUGCCAGGCAGAAGUGGUGUACUAAGCCUAAAAUAAGGCACUUCCUUGGUUCAUAUUCAAAUGGAAGCUAUAGUUAUGGAAUAUGUACUCUCGUUCUCUUGGUGGAGGCUUCUGUGACUACAAAAUAUGUCCUCUGAUGUGUUCAUACUUCAGUAUGUUAGCAGUACUCAGAAAAGUUUAUCUCUAGAGACCAUGGGUCAACUCCUCUAAGUAGGUGGGAAGUUAUGGGAAAUUGGGGAGAAACUCGAGGAAAUGGAGCAUACACCAUUUCCAUACAUAUUUUAAACAUGGCAAAAAACUUCCAUUAGAAACACAUUUACUUUGUAAUUAGGGAUCAUAGUUUGGUAUAGUACUGUAGGAAGAAAGGUAAAUCAAUUGCAUAUUUAUGUAAAUUAUAAAGAUCACUGAUAUCAAGACAAUAACCCAAGAAGUUAAAAAUGCAUCCUAGGCAGCUGAAUAGACAGUGAAACAGCACUUUUCAGUAUAUUACUAUGCAGUCUAUAAAUUGCCAAUAGUUUCAUUGCAGUUAUCAGACAUAUCCGUGAAAAGGGAAGAAGUAUGCAUAGGGAUAUACCAUACAGACAGUAAAGUUUGAAAUAACUUUUUUUGAUCAAGAACCAAAGCUUUAGUAAUUAUUUUUUGUUAAAAUUAUAAAUUUUACCCAUUGAAACAGUUAUCACAUCAUUUAAACUGUAUUUUAUGUUUAUUACAGAAUCAACAUUGGUCUUAUAAAUACAUAGAAAUUACACCAUAGCGCAGUAGUAUUGUGAAAAUUGUAUAAAUCUAAGCACUGAUUUCUUUUUGACGAUUUUUUUAUGGAUAGAAAUUUUAAAAUUAAAUUUCACUGCUAUCAAGAAACAGUCACACUAGCUGAAAUGCUUUUUGUUUAGCUGCUUGACUGAGCAAAGUCGAUAACAUUGAUUGUGGUUAGUUCAGUACUUGGAAGGGUGACCACCAUAGUUAGCACCUGUGACCAUACUUAGAUCACAGAAAUGAUCAAAUGGUGUCAUUCUGUGCUUUAGAGUGAAAGGCUCACCACUUCUGAAGUCUCCCUCUAUGAUCAUGCCAUCCUAAAACAGGAUACAAAGCGACUGAAACUCUUAAUGUGUAAAAUAAUAAACAAUUUGAAUUAUGCAACAGACCUUAAGUCUGGUGUUCCUGGCUGUGAGUAACAAGGAUCAGAUGCGAGAGGAAUAAGUGUGCGUGCAUUUAGAACUCCCAUAUACAUUACUUGAGAUUUCCAUUUGGAUUACCUCUAUAAUAUCUUAUGUAGUAGAUAAAUCAAAGCUAGCCUGAGGUUUUGGUUUGUCAUACUGUACCUAUAUUUUAGUUUUACUAUGGCAAGUUUCAUAAAUUUUUAUACACAUUACUGUACUAGAUUUGUCAUUCUACACAGACCUUUACAGCUUACAUUAUAUAUUUUCUUAAUGCAUGAAACUAAGAAGAAACGGUCAAUACAUCCAAUUUAAACAUUCUUCAAUGUUAACAGCUACCAAAGAAGUUAGUGGAAGGUACUGAAACCAUAUUGUGAUAUUUUAAUCUUAUCUCCUAUGAAAGAGGUUGUACUAUAAGCCAGUACAUAGUAUACAUUUAGCACUGCUGUAGUUUAGCAAUAUUAAUCGAAGCACGAGCAUACCUUUCACUGCCUUAAAAACACAGUACCUUGCACAACUUGUUGGUACUACUUUAUUUUUGUUUCUAUUAUGUAGUAAGAACCAUACAUUAUUUGCCUUUUUUAUAGGAGAGUAAGGAAAAUGUGAAUAUUUUUCUCUAUAUUUUUAAGACUUUUUCAUUAGUAUUAGGAUAUGGUUUUAAAGAAGGUAGAAAAUACAGGAAAUUAUGCAUUUUGAUAUUAGUAGAGUGGAUGAUUAAUAAUUUUACUCAUAAGAAUAAAGUAAUUAAAGAAUUACAGUAAUAGUAUUGUACUUCCUAUGUUAACAUUAGCUCACAAUAAACUGCGAGAAUAUGUUUACUUGUGGCUAAAUCUUUGUUUUUAAUGCUCUCUAUUGUAAGUUUUUAAUUAAAGUCUUCAUGAAGUUUCUCUUGCCCAAACUAAAACUUGAAAUAAAUAGGUGUAGAAAAGGGAAACUCACUUGAAUUUUAUAAAUAUUAUAAGAGGGCUAAUUUUCUUUCGUACUUGGCACUAUUUUGGUUUAAAGUUCAUGGUUUUCUAUAGGGAAUUGUUAAUAAAAUGCAGUAAACAAUAGAAAUUUUGUUGGUAUGUUCGACCCCCGGUAUUCAUGGGGAUGUGCAAAUACUUAAAAAAAAACCUCUAAAAAUGCUUAUUCCUGUGUAUUUUAAUGGUAUUAUCUCAAAAAGUGCAUUUAGUCAUGAAAAUGAUAGGAAAAUACAGUAAUUAGUGAAUAUUUCUGUGAAAAAUACCACAAAUAGGUGAAUUCUUUGCAAAAAAGGUGUACUAUAUAUAUGUUCCAUACAGAAAGCCACGAAUCGGUGAGUCUGCGAAUCUGGAACCGGGAAUAGGCGUGGGUCAGCUGUAUGUAAAUUCUUAUUGUGUUUUGUCCAAAUCAGGAAUAAUUAUGAAAUAUCUAGCUUGUGAAAGGCUCGGUGCAGUGUAGCUUGUCAUGAAGAUUUGAAAAUUGUUGAAGGUCCUGUAUCAGAUUAUUGGAUGGCAAGUUCCGGCUUCUAAGCUGGAAUACUGAGAAUUUUCAUCGUCGUCAUCACCAUUGUCUUCCAUCUUCUCUUAACAAUAGCAGUUAGAGCAAUGAUGAUGAUGUUCAUGUGGAGUACAGGCAGUCCUCGGUUCAUGGCGAUCCUGUUUUAUGGCGCUAGAGAAGCGCUGCCAUAAAAUCCGAGAUUUAUGGUGCCAUAACUGGGCUGAGUUUCGGUUAUCGGCGUCAUAAGGUGCCGACAAUGGAGUGGUAUGGGGCCAUAGCAUAACUAACAGAAGCGCCAUUAAUGGAAUUUGUCCCCAUAAGACCCAUAAAUCGCCGAGAACAGAACCCUCGCCGAUAACCGAGGACUGCCUGCACAUUGUAUCAUUAUAACGUUAUUACUGUUAAUUUCCAGUGUUAAUGUUACCAUAUCAGCAUUACUAUUAAUAAUAGUGGUAUAAAUCUAUUAAAAAAUAAUAAUGAAGAUUUCUACUAGAUGAAAUUUCCUAGCAUAAUGUUUCAGUCUUAAUCUCAUAACCAAUGCCAAACCUAGUAUUGAUGCCUUGGCUAGAUAAUGUUGUUAGUGGUGGAAUAACAGUCAUAAUAAUUUAAUCUGUUUUGUUCAUUUGAUGUACAACGAAGUAGAAUAUUAAUCUCCUAAAUUUGAUUAGAGGGUAGAUGUUACUGCAGAUAAAUGCAUGUUUUUAUUAGGCAUAUAAAGUGUACUGUAUUUGUUUUACCUUAUAAAAACAGGAAAUAGCUGCUUUUUUGAAAUUUGUAAAUACUAAAGAUUAUUACAUUCGAUAAAUAUGUAAAUUGAAUAUUUUAUAUAUUAUGGUAA